AUGGCCGGGGAGGACUUCGUCGUCGGGGAGCCGGCCGCCGCCACUUCCACGACUCAGUCUCUGAAGCACAAAUAUUCUCAUCUUGGGGAGGGCCGGUAUCGUCCUCCGCCCCUGGAGCAGAUGUACAUCUGCUCGUUCCCAUUUUGCGAUGCCACCUUCAACCGGGGCUGGAAACUGGACGCGCACCUUUGUCAGCACACAGGAGAGCGACCCUUUCUUUGCAUUUUUGAAGGCUGUGGAAAAGGCUUCACUAGAGGUUUCCAUCUUAAGCGUCAUUUUCUUACACAUACUGGAGAAAAACAAUUUGUGUGCACAGUAGAUGAUUGCAAUAAAAAGUUUACAACAAAAUCAAACUUGAACAAGCAUGUUCUACGGAGACAUCAGCAGAGGAAAUAUGUAUGUGACUUUGAAAAUUGUGGGCAAUCUUUUAAAAAACACCAGCAAUUAAAAAUACAUCAGUCUCGACACACUGGUGAACCAUUUUUCAAAUGUGGUCAUGAAGAAUGUGGAAAGCACUUUUCUACACCCAGCCAUCUAAAACGUCAUGAGAAGGUUCACCAAGGUUAUGCAUGCAAAAAAGAGGGCUGUUUGUUUGUUGGAAAAACCUGGUCAGAAUACCUGAAACACAUGAGGCUCAGUCAUGUGGAACCAGUUACCUGUCAAGUGUGUUCCAAAACAUUUAGUCGCAAAGAUUAUCUGAAAUGCCACAUGAAAAUUCAUGCUGCUGACAGAGAAGUUUUUAAAUGUCCAAAGGAGGGCUGUGAAAGGACUUACACGACAGUGUUCAACCUUCAGAGUCAUAUUCUCUCAUUUCAUGAGGCAAAAAGACCUUUUGUGUGUGACCAUCCUGGCUGUGGAAGGCUUUUUGCAAUGAAACAAAGUCUCAUAAGGCAUGUGGUCCUACACGAUCCUGAUAAGAAAAGGUUGGACUCAAAAAAACCACGGCCAAAGCGGAGCCUGGCCUCUCGCCUCAGCGGGUACAUCCCUCCGAAAGCGCAGCGAAGAAGCGUAUCUUCAGCGGAAGAACCUCUGUCUACAUCUGCAGCAAGCAGCAAGCAGCAGGCUGCCGACAGUUGAAAUGCUGUCCCUUGACCGCAGCUUUAGAUGAGCCUAACAGUUGUCAUGAGAGAUGCUCAUAAGAAAUGGCUUUGAGGGGGUGAGCAGUGGCAAGUUUAUGGAAUUGGUAGAGAAGGCUGAAGAUCCAUGCACCAAAAUUACACAUCACAUCCUUUUCCCACUCCAUCUUUAGGAGGAAAAAAAAAAUCACUGCUUUGUAACCUCUGAGUCAUUAACAUUGCUUCCAUUCUCUUUCUGAAUGUCUUCAUUUUUCUCCGCGAGUUUUAAUUUCUGGAUUUCUUUCUUUGACAAAUGUCUCAGCACACAGGUACUCCUUCCUUCUGCAGCGAUAGAGGGCAUGGAGUGGUAAGUGGCCUUCUCGCGCAUCGUAUCCAAAAUCUGAUCAAAAAAUGUUAACUGAAAAUAAGACAAUUUGGCUUAAUGAAUAGAUAGUUUGAAUCUUUUUUGCAUCAGUUAAAGGAUGUCGUUAAAUGCAACCAGUUACUGUAUUUUUAUACAAAUAAAGUGUAACAGAUACUGAACCUAGCAAACUGAAAUUCAAACGGGUUAAACAUUGGUUUACAGGUCUUCAUGAGGCAUAUGCAUUUGUGCAGUCCAAAAUCUUGAGAAUGAAGAUUACAUUCCUAUCUUUCUGAAAGUUUACAGCUGUUACUGCCCCUAACUUCAUCUCUGUGAAGCUCACCGCAUCUUCCACUUCCUCAGCUAAGCAUCCAAGAGUGUAUCAGUUUCAAGUUAAUAUAUACUCUCCCUGGUUUUAAUGAUGCUUCCUUCAAGUAACUUAUAAUUUCAGCUGCAUAGCAAUGAAUGGGACAGGAUAUUAUUUCACUGACAAGUGUGGUAGUAGGCAGUACAAACAAGGCAAGCUGGUUCUGUCUUGGCCCAGACAAGUUACUUCCAUGCACUAAAGCCCCCUCUGAUGAUCCUGAAUUACAAGCAGCCCCAGCCUCCACUGCAAUAGUGAAAGAUGCUGGGAGGUGAAAUAUGUAAGGGACACUAAAUUGGUCUGUGCCAUCCGACUGGAACCAAGUGAUAAUACAGAGCAACUUACAAUACUAGUCUGCUAAGGGAUCAUACCUCAAAAUCUUCCAAGACUUACCAUCUUUUCUGGUCCAUCAGAAAUAGGUUUUUGUUGCAGCAUAAUUUUCACAUGGUACUUCUUGUCAAUCCAUUCUUGAAUUUGCUUUACUUUCGUUCUGAAAUCAUGCUGCUCAGUAAGUGUGGACAUUUUAAUUAUUUUCUGUUGAACAGGCCCUGUUAAAAUGUGAUCAGAAGUUUGCAAUGUACAUUAAACCGUUCUAUUCCAAA
This is a messenger RNA of Candoia aspera, 2382 nucleotides long. RefSeq names its product general transcription factor IIIA (gene GTF3A). Gene Ontology annotation, cellular component: nucleus. The record is from RefSeq and is a predicted model, not a curated record. Bases 1 to 1077 code for a protein of 358 amino acids. NCBI's taxonomy places the organism in Eukaryota, Metazoa, Chordata, Lepidosauria, Squamata, Candoiidae. The transcript is spliced from 9 exons.